UGUGGGAUCAUCACCAUUUGACAAUGGCAAAAUUAUGAUAAUUCUGAUAAGAUUUCUUGAUAUUCACAUACACACAUCCAUCCACGACUGUUGUGGAAUCCGAAGAACCUUAUCUAUUUCAUUCUAAUCCAUUUUAUUUUAGUCCAUUAUAUGAAAUGUGUAUCCCUGUUUUUUCAAGGGAAAGAAUCAUGAGCUUCAAGAACAUUACAAGACAGAAUCGAUGAACUCAGUUCUGCUAUUGCCCUUUUUAGAUGGUGGUGGAGAGAGAUGUUCCUUCGGGAGAUACAUUAUGUCCAGUCGUGUUUGGUUUCUAUUCAAUUUUACUUUGCAAUUAAGUAAAGUAAUUUUCAUGGAUAUUCUAUCCCGUACUGUUAUACAUUUAAUAAGGCUACACAAAAACGAAGUAGUGGACAGGCUGUUCACCUACCUGCUCAUUGCUGGAUUGUUGAAUCAAAGUCGUCUCCUAGGAGUACUGUUUGAACUAUGCACGUCCAUAUUCUUCACCUAAAUGAUGCAACAUAUAUAAUUAGUUAUCCAAUUUCUACUUGCGCGUCUUCAAAGAGUUGUCAUGGUCGGUCGGAUUAGCACCCAUCCAUCCCCAACGUGCUAUGUCAAAAUGGAUUUUCUUUUUUUAUUGGUUAAAAAAAAUUAACGUAAUAUUAUAGUAAUUUUAUUAUAACCAUUAGUACCACCAAUUUAUUGUACUUAAAAAUCAGGAAGAGAAAAACAAGAUGAUAAUUUGCUCUUCUUUUUUUUUUAAUAAGGGAUAUUACUGCAACGUGCUGAUGGUAUAUAGAAGGAAAGCAAUUUUUUGUCAUUGCACUAAUCAACAAAUCACGAGAAAAUUAUUGGAAUUGUGAUAAUAAUUUUAGAAAAAUAUCUUACUACCCUUUCCCCCAUAAAUUCUGGUUUUGAAUUGAAACUUCUCUUUUGAUUUUUAAAUAACCCGUGAUCAUCCACUGCUGGUCGAAAUUGUCAUGCCACAGAUAUCACUAUAUAUAUAUAUCUCUGUGUUUUAUGUUAAUUCUAAGAGAAUCAUUGCCAUCUUUACUUCUUUUGAGAAUUUUAAAAUUUUUACUGAAUAAAAAGAGUAGCCAUGAGAGUUUCUUUAGAAGCGUUAGCAAUGGCGGAUAUGGAUUAUGUUGAAUGGGGCAUGGAUGUUCAAGAAUGGGAGCGACGGGAAGAAGAAGAAGAUGGCGCACCUCCACCUCAUUUGCUAGCUGAAGAAGAUGAAGAUGAAGAUUUUCCAUUGAAUUUGAAUUUUCCGGGAAAACUUUCGCAUGUGGAAGCCAAUCAGAGUAGAAAUGAAGAUGAGAAUAAUGUAGCUCAAUCUGAAUGGUGGAAGGCUAUUUUCUUGAUGGUGAAGACCAUUAUAAGGAUUUUGAUCAUUACAUGGGUUGAUAUUCGUGAGCGAUGCAACUCCUAACAGUAGCCAAUAGUUAUUUUGUUUAUUUCUUUUAUUUAUUAAAAUUCAAUUUGUUAAAUCAUAAUAAUAAAAUACAAAUUUAUCCA
Messenger RNA from Manihot esculenta (cassava), 1512 nucleotides. RefSeq lists its product as uncharacterized. The transcript has a single exon. The coding region runs from base 1097 to 1426 and encodes 109 amino acids. Lineage: Eukaryota; Viridiplantae; Streptophyta; Magnoliopsida; Malpighiales; Euphorbiaceae. The record is from RefSeq and is a predicted model, not a curated record.